Messenger RNA from Peronospora matthiolae, 1110 nucleotides. NCBI's taxonomy places the organism in Eukaryota, Oomycota, Peronosporomycetes, Peronosporales, Peronosporaceae. The record is from the annotation of a GenBank genome assembly.
AUGAGGAUCAGCGCCUGGUUUGACCUCUUCAAGUUCAACUGGUUCCGCAGAUGUCGCUCGUGUGGAGUCCGAGGCUCCAAGUGUUUAUGCCAUCGCCCGUCCCUCGCUCUCGAGCACAUUUUCUUCCUCGAGGAGCGCAAGAACAAGUUCGGGGCUCGCAACUUCAGCCACGUGAGCGACACGCUCAUGACCACGAAUAGCACCACCAUGCUUGCCAAUAGUACGAGCAGCAUGGGCGCGUCGUCGAGCAACGUCAGUGGCUCAACGGUCGUCAUGUGGGGCUCGACGUCGUUCAUGGACAGUGAGGUGAACCCCACGGACUAUGUCUACGACGCGGCUCCUUCAGCUUUCAGUGCCUCUGCUUGCAGUCAUGAUAGCGUGACUUCUCGUGUGCACCCGGUAAGAGAGAAUGCGCACAAUUGCAUGAACGCUCACCGCCAUCAGAUGCAGCGCAGCAUCGCCACCUCUGACGUCUAUACAACAACAACAACAACGACGACGACAUUAGUCCGCAAACAGUCGGGACGGAUGGUCUCCAAGCCAAAUCGACGACACCAUAAUGACGCGACUACGCAGCCGCCGAUCAAGGAGAUUGUGAUGGGGGAGUUUGUCCAUUGCACUGAGGAGAACGUAUUGGUUUCGCUACCACACCGUCGACAGCAGUUUGUGCCUCACCGCAAUCGAAGGGCUCAGAGCAAGAGCGCGACAAUGAACAGCACGCGGCCGCAAUACAAAGAAGAGCCAGGGGUCUCUUUUCAGUUCUACGGACGCGGUGGCACCGUCGCCCCUGCUGUCUCGGUGUCCUCUACACUCAUGGGGUCAAAUAGGAGCAUGAGCAGCACCAGCACGACUGACUCGUUCUGUAUCGGUCCGAGCUCGAUUUCGUCCGUGCGGGCGUCUCAGUGUUCGAGCCGCGUGAGUCUCGAGACCAAUUAUGGCUCGUUAAACCAGAAGCAGUCGCUCUUGAAUAACAAGAGCCGCUUUAUUGAUGGCGGCUAUGCUCCAAGUAUUCAGGAAAACGGCGAGGCACAGGCCUUGCAGCAGCUCACUGGCUGGUUCCUCGCUUCUUCGAUUCCGACGCAGGAGUCGUCAUUUACGAUGACGGGGUAA